Cajanus cajan (pigeon pea) is the source of this 1472-nucleotide messenger RNA. RefSeq lists its product as uncharacterized. The record is from RefSeq and is a predicted model, not a curated record. NCBI's taxonomy places the organism in Eukaryota, Viridiplantae, Streptophyta, Magnoliopsida, Fabales, Fabaceae.
UGUGCGGAUAUUUUAUAUUGUUUUAAAACUUAACAUCACCUAUUAAAAUGUUAUUGACCAUGUAAAACGCAUGUGUAUUGAGAGGAAGAUGCAUAGGUAUUACUUGAUCUUUCAACAUUAGUCCUUUUUUCCUUUUGUAGUGCAUCUACAGCCCUCUUCUAAUACCUAAUUGAAUGUGGGGCUGUGCAUGAAACGUUACAAUGCCCUGCAUUUUCCUGUGAGUUCUGGCUCCUUGAUUCUCUGAAGUCUUCCCACGUGGAAGGAGAGCUUUUCAACGCACUUGUGACUCAAAAUAAAGCAAGCCCUUUUGUUUUAAUGGUUUUCACGAGAUACCCAUAUUUCCAACUGCUGUUAUUUAUUCUACCCAACCAGCAAAAUGUGAUAUAUCUCUAUUACCAACUUUUUGAACCUUCUGUCACAAAAUUAUCUCACUCGAUCUAGUUAUUGAAGCUUCUCCCUAUACAAGGGAGCAGAAGAAGAAUAAGGUGGAGGAGGUUUUGGAGACCAUGGAUUUGAAACGUCCUAGAAAGUUAAACUUGAAUGCACCCCUUUUGUCAACAAGGCGUCUUGGUAGUCCAGUUGUUGGAGAUACAUCUUGCUCAUCAAAUUCAGUAGGUGCAAUCCAAAAUACAAGUGAAAGGGUUCCAUUUUCAUGGGAGAAAGCUCCAGGCAAGCCAAAAGAAACUGAUAGGAGAGAUAACACCACCCAAGACAGCAGCACGCCUCGCCUACGACUACCUCCCCACCGCUGGAUUCCUCCAAAAGAAGCAGCCGAAUCCGAAGCUGAUGAUGAUGAUAUUGCAUUUCAUGAUCAACAAGAUGGUAGUUGUGAUGGCAAUGUCAACAAGGAUGAUUCUUUCUCGGAUGCUAUGGAUGUUUUCUCUCUAACAGAGGCAUUAGAUAUUGUCCAAAAGAAAUCAGAGGAUGCUCAUAGUGAAAACAAUGACAGGUUGAGGUUAAAGCUUGCAGAGUCUAAUGGAUACCAAUCUCCCACUUACAUGAUCAAUCGCUUCCUUCCUGAUGCCACUGCUUUGGCUGCAUCAUCUGCUCUUCAUUUUUCUAGUAACUUAGAAGACAAAGUUUGUGAUACUUGUAGCUAUUCAGAGUGUUACAUCUCGGGGUCAAAAAGGCAUUCAUAUGCUUCUUCUCCAAAGGGUUGUGGCUUGGAACUUCUCUUCCCUUGGCGUAUGAAGCAUAAGCUUUGUGCCAUAGAGAGCCCUGUGUUGCCAUGCUCCACGAAUCUGCACAAGCAUCAGCGCAACUCAAAACAGAAGAAGCAUCGUUCAUCAGCCUACAUUCCUUGUACAAACGUGAAAGGAGAUAUUUGACGGGUAGAGCUUGUUCUUUGAUUUGUUCAUUGGUACUUCAUACAAUCUUUAUUUUAUGUGUAUAAAAUAUAUAUUAUAUAUAAAUGUUAUGUGUUAUGUGACCUACUUGAAGAAUGUGCAUUGGUUGUAUUUUGUAUGCCAACU